Molecule: messenger RNA, 3751 nt
Organism: Aphis gossypii (cotton aphid)
Lineage: Eukaryota; Metazoa; Arthropoda; Insecta; Hemiptera; Aphididae
Gene: Uba2
Product: SUMO-activating enzyme subunit 2
Exons: 1
Coding region: 410-2290 (626 amino acids)
Biological process (GO): protein sumoylation
Cellular component (GO): cytoplasm; SUMO activating enzyme complex
Molecular function (GO): SUMO activating enzyme activity
Source: RefSeq, a predicted model, not a curated record
GCCGUAAAGGCUAUUGUAAUUUGUUCGCUUCGACGCUUUGCACUUGGAAACGGAAUCACGCACGCUAAAACGCUUAACGCCAUUGGCUCUAAAUUGUUGUAAGUAAUUUUGUGACAAUUUUAAAUUCUUAACCUAUCCGAUCAUUCCAACCAUAAUCGUAUCUGGCUUCCCGCCAUAGUUCACUUCACAUAGUUGUCUGUUAUAAGUGUAUUAUUGUUUACUUUUCUUGCUAACUACAAGUGUCAUCUUUCUACCGUUAGUACCGUAUUUUUGGUUCCGUUUAUCACUGACAUCGCUAAUUCUUUAAAACCGCGAAAACACUGACCGUGGAAAGUAGCCUAGCAGUGACGCCGCGUGUGAACACCUGAAUAGAACUUCAAACCGUUUGUACACGAGUAUCCUAUUGACCAUGGCAGCCGCCAUUGCUGGAGUAUUCCAACCUGAAAUGCAAAAUCUGAUCAAAGAGUCCAAGGUCCUGUUAGUGGGCGCAGGCGGCAUUGGCUGUGAGGUUCUUAAGAACCUCGUGUUGACGGGUUUUAGCGAACUGGAGAUCAUCGAUCUGGACACUAUCGAGGUGAGCAACUUAAACCGUCAGUUCCUGUUCAACAAAGAGUCUGUGGGCAAAGCCAAGUCACAUGUCGCCAAAACUAGCGUAUUAAAAUUCAAUCCCAAUGUAAAUAUUACGUCGCACUUAGGUGACAUUAUGGACACUAAGUAUGGUGUAGCGUUCUUUAAUAAAUUCAAAUUGGUCAUAAAUGCUUUGGACAACAAGAAGGCUCGUAGCCAUGUGAAUCGUAUGUGCCUAUCAUGUGACAUCCCUCUCAUUGAAUCUGGUACAAUGGGUUAUAGUGGUCAAGUGGAGUUCAUUAAAAAAGGAGUAAGUUUGUGUUACGAAUGUCUUCCAAAAUCUGAACCCAAGUCGUAUCCAAUGUGUACAAUCAGAAACACUCCUAAAGAACCUAUCCAUUGUAUCGUAUGGGCCAAGUUCUUAUUUGGACAAUUAUUUGGAGAAUCCGAUGAAGACGUGUCCGUCGAACAGACUGUGUAUGACGGCACUGAAACAAAAGUGUCUGCCCGUCAAUGGGCUGAGAUUAUUGAAUAUGAUCCAAAAAAAUUACUCGAGAAAAUUUUUUAUGAUGACAUCAAAUACUUGUUGUCUAUGGAAAGUAUGUAUACUGGAAAAAAAGUAAAGCCAGUACUUUUGGAACCAUCAUUCUUUGAAACUGAAGUUGUCGAGUACCGCCAUGUAUUAGACAGCGAAGUGUUAACCCUGGAACAAUGUAAGUCAAUGUUUUUGGCUUGUAUAGUAUCGAUUAAACAAAAAUUAGAUAUAUGCCAAAAUAAAUGUUUAGUCUGGGAUAAAGAUGAUGAUGAUUUCAUGAACUUUGUUGUAUCAAGUAGCAAUAUUCGUUCGGCAAUUUUUAACAUACCUUUGAAAAGUCACUUUGAUAUUAAGUCAUUGGCAGGAAAUAUUAUUCCUGCAAUUGCCACAGCAAACGCUAUAAUUGCUGGGCAGAUUGUAAUUCAUGCUUUGAGAAUUUUAAGUGGAAAAUAUGAACGAUGUCAAAGUGUAUUUUUAAGAGAAUUGCCCAACCACAAAGGUCAAAUUCUUGUCAAAGACAAAUUUCUCCAAAAACCAAAUCCAAAAUGCAUGGUGUGUUCUACUGAUGGAGAAAUUGUAUUAUCUAUUGAUGUAAACAAGAUAACGGUGAAGCAAUUUGAAGAGUUGAUAUUAAAAAAAAAAUUAAACAUGGUAGCACCUGAUGUUUUGGUAGAUGGUAGAAUGAUAAUUUCCAGCGAUGAGGAUGAUGAGCUUGAUUUAUAUGAAAAAACAUUAGCAGAGGCGGGUGUGAAUCAUGGAUCCAGAUUUAGUGUUGAUGAUUACUUUCAAAACUAUAGUAUCAAAAUCAUGUUGCAACAUAAAGAAAAAGCCCAGGAAGAAGACCCAGAUUUUGAAAUUUUUGGCAAUUUAGAAGAACUGAAUACAGCAGAAAAGAACAAUGAAGCUGAGCCUGAGGAAAAUGAUGAAGAUUGUUUAAUUGAGAAGGAUGAAAGUUGUGUAGAAAGAGUAGAUGAUGAUUUGUCAAUUAGCGAUGAACAAGCACAUGAUAUGGUUACCGAUAAAAAACAAGAAGAUGAUUCAGUAAUUAAGGAGGAUAUGAUGGAUAGUGAUCCAGAAGUUAUAAAAGUGGAUCAAGAAAUCAGUAAUGAAGAGAUAUUGGCAAUGAAAAGAAAAGCUGAUGAAGCAAGUGAAGAUAUUAACGAAGCUAAGAAAAGCCGUGUCGACUAAAAUGCUAUUCUCAAUUACUAUAACAGUAAAUUUGAACUUAAUACAGCUUAAUAAUAUUUAAAUUCAUAAACACAAAAGAACAAUGCUGAUAAACCUAUUUUGAUGUUCCUUUUUAGUAAUAUUGUUGUAAUUUUCAUAUUCUUAUAAUCAGACUACACUAUUAUUAACUAUAUCAAAAUUUGUAUUUACGUCAUUGUAUUACUUACUAAUUAUUAUUUUUUUUGAUUUUCAAUUUAUAAAGCAAAAAUUAAUUCAUAUUAUAAACUUCAUUUUUUAUUUAUAUAUGUUUAGGUUUUAUAUUUUACAUGUGAGAUUUUACUUGUACUUUUUGAAAUGAAAUUAAAACCAACUUCCUUGCUAAAUUGCUUAAGUUAUUUUCAAGUACUGACUGCACUUUCUAUUUACAAAUUUAAUUUUUUUAAUGUUAUUCAACUAUUAAUGGCUAUAAGUUCAACUAAUGCUAUAACUUUGUACAAUUAUUAAACUUUACAACAUACAAAUAUAAUAUAUAAUUAUUACUAAUUGAAUUUUUGUAGAUGUAUUCAUUUACUUGGUGUUCUGCAUAAAUAAUAAUUGUCUACUUACAACAUUAUAGUAUUUCGUAAAUAUGACAUUUCUAAAGCACGAAACAUGAUGUUUUUAUGUUUUAAUGUAAUCAGUAUCAGCAUUUUAUUAUGUUGUAUUACAAGUUGGUUUCCUUCACCUAAGACAUUAAUUUUAAAAGUAUAUAAUGUAUAUUUAUCAGUCAAUCAUCAACGAUGUAUCAUUGCUGGAUAUUUAAUUGUCAUCAUAUUUAUGUUUAGUCAAUAACUUUAAACCAAUGUAGUUAUAAGUUAUUAGAUUUUAAAUUCUUAGUUUUGAUCUUAGACCUGACUAUUAAAAACAAUACAUUUAAGUUUGACUUUAAUCAUAAAGUAGUUACGUCAGUAACUUUUGACUGAAUAAAUUAAAUAAGUUAUUUUGUGAUGUAUUAUUUUUAUAUUUAUUAGAUUUGAUUAUGAACCAGUUUAAUAUAAAUUUGUUGUAAUUAUGUAAUAAUUUUAUUGAAGUCUGUUAAGUUAAAAUACAAGGAAACUGCAGUAUGCUCAAAAAAACUAUGUUGACAGCUACAGACUGCUAAGUAAAUAAUGUGGAGAAUUUGUAUAACAAAACAGACAAGAAUAUUUUAAGAAUAAAAUUGAUGACUCAAAUUUAAAAAUCAAUUAUAAAUUAAACUAUAUUGUACUCUAUAGCAUAUAUAUAAAACAUUUUGUUUUUUUUUUUUACAUUUUCUAGGCUAUUUAAAAUAUAAGUAACUGUUAAUUAUAAAUAAUUAUCAAACUCAAUUGAUUAAAAUUUAGUUAUACAUAAUUUUUUGUUAUUCCAAGUACAUUACAUUUCUUGGCGAGGAGCCAAAAAUGUUUAAUUUUGUAAGUUAUUAUGCUGUGUACUUAUAAAUUAUAAUACAGAUACCUUCCCUAA